AUGGGACAAGAAUGGGACAAGAAUGGGACAAGAAUGGGACAAGAAUGGGACAAGAAUGGGACAAGAAUGGGACAAGAAUGGGACAAGAAUGGGACAAGAAUGGGACAAGAAUGGGACAAGAAUGGUACAAGAAUGGGACAAGAAUGGGACAAGAAUGGGACAAGAAUGGGACAACAAUGGGACAACAAUGGGACAACAAUGGGACAACAAUGGGACAAAAAUAGGACAAGAAUGGGACAAGAAUGGGACAGGAAUGGGACAGGAAUGGGACAAGAAUGGGACAAGAAUGGGACAGGAAUGGGACAGGAAUGGGACAAGAAUGGGAAAAGAUUGGGACAACAAUUCGACAACAAUGGAACAAAAAUGAAACAAAAAUGUGACCAGAAUGGGACAAAAUGGGACAAGAAUCGGACAAGAAUCGGACAAGAAUCGGACAAGAAUCGGACAAGAAUCGGACAAGAAUCGGACAAGAAUCGGACAAGAAUCGGACAAGAAUCGGACAAGAAUCGGACAAGAAUCGGACAAGAAUCGGACAAGAAUCGGACAAGAAUCGGACAAGAAUCGGACAAGAAUCGGACAAGAAUGGGACAAGAAUGGGACAAGAAUGGGACAAGAAUGGGACAAGAAUGGGACAACAAUGGGACAACAAUGGGACAACAAUGGGACAACAAUGGGACAAAAAUAGGACAAGAAUGGGACAAGAAUGGGACAGGAAUGGGACAGGAAUGGGACAAGAAUGGGAAAAGAUUGGGACAACAAUUCGACAACAAUGGAACAAAAAUGAAACAAAAAUGUGACCAGAAUGGGACAAAAUGGGACAAGAAUCGGACAAGAAUCGGACAAGAAUCGGACAAGAAUCGGACAAGAAUCGGACAAGAAUCGGACAAGAAUCGGACAAGAAUCGGACAAGAAUCGGACAAGAAUCGGACAAGAAUCGGACAAGAAUCGGACAAGAAUCGGACAAGAAUCGGACAAGAAUCGGACAAGAAUCGGACAAGAAUGGGACAAGAAUGGGACAAGAAUGGGACAAAAAUGGGACAAGAAUGGGACAAGAAUAGGACAAGAAUGGGACAAGAAUGGGACAAGAAUGGGGCAAGAAUGGGACAAGAAUGA
Aedes albopictus (Asian tiger mosquito) is the source of this 1113-nucleotide messenger RNA. RefSeq names its product protein qua-1-like. The record is from RefSeq and is a predicted model, not a curated record. The coding region runs from base 1 to 1113 and encodes 370 amino acids. The transcript has a single exon. Lineage: Eukaryota; Metazoa; Arthropoda; Insecta; Diptera; Culicidae.